CGCCGGGGUCCGGGACAGGGCGUGUUUACUCUCGUGGGCUCCCGGCUGAUCUGUGUGGGAUCCCCUAGGCUGCUGCCUUCCACAACCAUGUCCAAGUCUUUGAAGAAGCUGGUGGAGGAGAGCCGGGAGAAGAACCAGCCCGAGGUGGACAUGUGCGACCGCAGCAUCUCCAACAUGCUGGAUGUCCACGGCUUGUUUACUUUAUCCCACAUCACACAGCUGGUUCUCAGCCACAACAAGCUGACAACUGUGCCUCCAAACGUGGCAGAACUGAAGAAUCUGGAAGUGCUGAACUUUUUCAAUAACCAAAUUGAAGAGUUGCCCACGCAGAUCAGCAGCCUCCAGAAGCUCAAACACCUGAACCUUGGUAUGAACAGGCUAAAUACUUUGCCCCGAGGAUUUGGCUCUUUACCGGCCCUAGAGGUCCUUGACUUGACUUACAACAACUUGAAUGAAAAUUCUCUUCCUGGAAACUUCUUCUACCUUACCACCCUGCGUGCACUUUAUCUAAGUGACAACGAUUUUGAAAUCCUGCCGCCAGAUAUUGGGAAGCUCACAAAGUUGCAGAUACUCAGCCUUAGGGAUAAUGACCUGAUCUCACUGCCAAAAGAAAUUGGGGAACUUACGCAGCUGAAGGAACUACACAUCCAGGGGAACCGCCUGACUGUCCUUCCCCCUGAGCUCGCCUCUACGGCAGACACAUGCAGGCAAACCCAGAGCCUCCAAAGAAGAAUAAUGACAAAUCAAAGAAGAUCAGCCGGAAACCCCUGACAGCCAAGAACAAAUAAGGAUUUAGCGUGGACUGAUGCUUUUUAGUUUCUCUCUCUCUCUCCCUCUCUCUCUCUCACACACACACACACUCUCACAUACUCUUCAUGCAUUCUCUAACCUCUACCCCCAUUCCCAUGGCAUUUUAGUCCUUUGGGAAGAUGCUGGAUUUUUGCAGACACCUGUUUCUGUGUUGUCUUAUUAGAGGUGCCAAAUAAAGGAAGCCAAGAUCUAUGCUGACUGCAAAUUCCAAAGAAGGCUCUGCUUUUAAACCCUUGAAUAAGAAUCAUGAAGUUCCAUAUUAUCCAGAAAAAUUAAAACCAUGUAACCAUUUACUAUAGCUUAACACUGCUCAUUCUUCUACUUAUGUGUGCAUUAACACGUGUAUAACGGCUUUUAUUCUAUUAAGCCAUACAUAUAUACCCCCUUGUGCUUUCAUCUGUGUCCUUGUAUCACCGAGAUAUUAUGUUCAUUUUACUUAUAAA
Molecule: messenger RNA, 1253 nt
Organism: Trichosurus vulpecula (common brushtail)
Lineage: Eukaryota; Metazoa; Chordata; Mammalia; Diprotodontia; Phalangeridae
Product: ras suppressor protein 1-like
Exons: 1
Coding region: 88-771 (227 amino acids)
Molecular function (GO): protein binding
Source: RefSeq, a predicted model, not a curated record